ACGAAAAGUCAAAUCGACGACCAAACCACACGGAAGAGAGAAAGAGAGAGAGAGUCUUUUGGAGUUUAUGGUGUUCAACAGUGCGGCGGUUGUGGCGAUCGCCGACGUCUCAACUGAGACAUGGCAGGUGAUGUGGAGGAUACCGACGUCGCAGAGGAUCAACACAAGGCAGCUUGUGGACAUGGCGGUUUGCUAUCCGAUGUAUCAGUUGAGUCGUUUGGUUCUAUGUUUAUGGACUUUUAUGUGUCUCCCUCCUGAUGAUUCCUUCUACUCUUACACCUACCACGAAUCUCAAUCCGCUUCUUCUUCUUUGUCUGAUGAUGCUGAUGAUGAAGAUCGACUUGCUUUUGAACAUAAUCUCUAUAAUCACCAUCAUCAUGUUUAUGAUGAUUCUGAUGAUGAUGAUGGUGAUGAUCGAUCUUCUUCUUCUUCUUCGUAUGAUGAUGACUAUUACAAUCACUACUCCCAUUAUGAUUGACUUUUCUGAGCUGGUUGAUUAGGUUGUUAUGAUGCUCUGUUUAUUGAGAAAAGUUUAUAAUCUUUUUUUAUGUUCAAUUACAAAGGUCAAUAAAGUUUACAAAUUUCAGUUUCAUGUUGUUCUUCUUUUGAGCAAUGGUUGUGUUCUUUCCAUGUGCUAAUUAAUAUAUUGAUUUCGUGUUAGAUGUCUCAGAAAAGAGUUGAUUUUUUUUUUUUUUUUUUACGUCUAGUGUUGAUUCUUCAUUUCCUAUUAAGACCACAAAGUGAUCGUUUCUGGACAGUGAGAUUGUGGUCAUUUAAUCCAGUUGCCUAGGUUUCUCAGAUCACAAGUCUUGAAUGCAUGGUAGAUGGGUGGGAACUUGUGUGGUUUCAAGGACGAUUCUUUUUUGUUUUUUGGAUUGAUUUGUCAGCAGAAAAUUUUCUUUAUUGCCAAAAAAAAUACAUGCUUUUUGCUGCAUCUCGAGUGAUUGAGCUGAGAUUCUUGACCCAUGUGAUGAAUUGGUUGUUCACCUACAGAGAAAUAGAGUUGUUUAGUAGUAGUUUAUAAACACAU
Molecule: messenger RNA, 1030 nt
Organism: Eruca vesicaria subsp. sativa (arugula)
Lineage: Eukaryota; Viridiplantae; Streptophyta; Magnoliopsida; Brassicales; Brassicaceae
Source: the annotation of a GenBank genome assembly